AUGGCGACUUUUUGGGGACUCUUGGAUGAGUCCUGCUCCGUUACCUCCACUCUAAAAUUAUAAAGGGAGGAGGAGGCACAGUGAAGAUAUACAGUGGUGACAUUUUUGGCCACCCGCCCGGGGGUUACACACCGGCACCGGGGUGGAAUGCGGCUCCCGGCUCUGGUGACGUGCCUCGCCGGGUGCGCCUUUCUCCUCUCCCCGGUGAGCGAGGGCUGCGGGCCGGGUAGAGGAUAUGGCAAGAGGCGGUCACCGAGGAAGCUGGCACCGCUCGCCUACAAGCAGUUCAGCCCCAACGUGGCCGAGAAGACUUUAGGAGCCAGCGGGAGAUACGAAGGGAAAAUAACCCGGAACUCUGAGCGCUUCAAGGAGCUCACCCCAAACUACAACCCCGACAUCAUCUUCAAGGAUGAGGAGAACACAGGUGCAGACCGCAUGAUGACACAGCGUUGCAAAGACAAGCUGAACUCUCUGGCCAUCUCGGUGAUGAACCUGUGGCCCGGGGUCCGACUGCGGGUCACGGAGGGCUGGGACGAGGACGGCCACCACUCGGAGGAAUCUCUGCACUACGAGGGCCGAGCGGUGGACAUCACCACGUCCGACCGCGACAGGAACAAGUACGCCAUGCUGGCUCGGCUGGCGGUGGAAGCCGGGUUCGACUGGGUCUACUACGAGUCCAAAGCUCACAUCCACUGCAGCGUCAAGUCAGUUCCUCAAAACAAGACAAGGAAAAGAAAUCAGUCACGAGAAGACAAAUCCAGCCAGCUGAGGAAAAGAAAAGAUUGA
This is a messenger RNA of Scomber japonicus (chub mackerel), 786 nucleotides long. RefSeq names its product Indian hedgehog signaling molecule b (gene ihhb). The coding region runs from base 148 to 786 and encodes 212 amino acids. The transcript is spliced from 3 exons. The record is from RefSeq and is a predicted model, not a curated record. NCBI's taxonomy places the organism in Eukaryota, Metazoa, Chordata, Actinopteri, Scombriformes, Scombridae. Gene Ontology annotation, molecular function: calcium ion binding; patched binding. Gene Ontology annotation, biological process: smoothened signaling pathway; regulation of gene expression; cell fate specification.